GCUGCAGCAUAUGGAUAUCGUUGUAAAUCAACGAAUAAUAUCGAAUUUCUUUGACUACCUUUACUUUUUUAUUUUGUUUUUAUUUUUAUUUUAUUUAUUUUUUUUAUUUUUUUAAAAUAAAGGGUUAAAUAAAGGGAGGGGGCUAAAUAACUUUUUGAAUCGCUGGGGGCGGGGGUUUCUUAGAAGGGCGGGCUAAGUAAAGGGAGGGAGCUAAAAAAGGGGAAUUACAGUAUAUCUAAUUUUAAAAGUUCAUUUCGAAAGUGUAUUUCGAAUGAUUAUCAAAUGUUUUGUUUUUAAGUGUGUCUGUUACAAUUUAGAAUAGAGACACGUUUUAAAAAUAGCAAAAAAAGUUUGCUCGUGUUUAAAAACUUUCUUUGUUUGAAAAAAAGGAACUACACGGUUCUUUAUAUAAGAAUAUCGAGGCUGAGAAAUGGGUUAAAAAUUAGGAAUAUCCUAAGGAUAUACGUAGGCUCGAUCUUUUGUUUUAGAUAUGAAAAUUUGUGUGAUGCACAAAUUUUAAUUAAAAGUUUAAUUUCUUAUACUGCAUGUUUAUUUUCUUGUCAGCUCACCUAUCGUUUACAAUUUGUUUAAUUACUUUCCACUGUUUUUUAACUAUCUUUAGGCAUAUUAAGGGUAAUUAAAUGCUUUCCGGCUGUAGCCAUGGUAAGAAUAUUUUACAAGUAUUUGAGGCUGAGAUAAUUCUCCUAUUUUCUUGUACUUGAGAAGCACAUAACCGUUUUAUACAAAACCUUUCCAUCCCCGCCCCCUCCCCUAAAAGAAAAAAAUUAACUUUACCUAUGUUGAUAAAAGGUGUGAGUCAUAUGCCAAAGAAGGUCGGCGUCUUAUGAUGAUGUCAUAAAAUAACCUGCUACGAUUAUUAAAAAAAUUCAAAGUUUCAAAGGAAGAACAUGCCGAACUACAAAUGAUAUUGUGAAAUGAUAAAUUAUAAGCAAAAUUUUUUCCACGUUUUUUGACAUUCGACAACAAGCCUUUCGUGGUAAAACAUAUGUAUUAUCUUCUUUAAAGUAAAUAAAAUGGCUGGGUUUUCGUUCUCGUCAUCCAAGAGUAUUACUCAAAUGGAAGAAAAAGUUAAACAUUUAGAGAUACCUAACAUCCCGCUGAAUAUUUCAGAGGACAUGAUUAUAGGUGAAGGUUCUUCUGCAAUUGUGUUUAAACACAAAAUAAGAGACAAAAUUGCUGCUGUAAAGAAAUUUAAACAAAUCCUUUCAAAGAAACAGUUACUAAAGGCUGCUUGUUCCUUGCGACAACUUCACCCAUACGUCGUAAGAUUUCGCAGUUACUCUGUCAGACCAUCGACACUGGCUUUUGAAUACUGUGAAGUACUUUGCCAAGAUGAAGUGGUACACAACUUGAAGGAGCUGCUUACUGUUUUUAAUGACCAUGAAUAUAUGGUACUACGAGAGAGGACCAAUUACGCUGCUCAAGCAUGUCAAGGUAUUCUUUAUUUACAUCAAAAAGGUAUUAUCCAUAAAGACAUCAAGGCAACAAACAUGCUUGUUGAUGGUCAAUUGAGUGAUAUUGUCGUCAAAGUUGCAGAUUUUAACGAAGUCUCUGCAUUCAAAGAUACAUGCACAAGCAACAUUACGAACAAUUCUCUUAAAGGUGGGUUUCAUUUUCUCUUAGACUUUAAAUGUUCUUAUUCGGUGCCCCAUCAAAUUAGGAAAAUAUGUGGUAAAAUUUACAAUUGGCAAAUAUUUUCCAGUUUGGAAGAAAUAGAUGAUGUUAAAGUUGUAAAAACAUAA
This is a messenger RNA of Hydractinia symbiolongicarpus, 1763 nucleotides long. RefSeq names its product cyclin-dependent kinase 1-like. Gene Ontology annotation, cellular component: nucleus. Bases 1035 to 1763 code for a protein of 242 amino acids. The transcript has 2 exons. The record is from RefSeq and is a predicted model, not a curated record. Lineage: Eukaryota; Metazoa; Cnidaria; Hydrozoa; Anthoathecata; Hydractiniidae. Gene Ontology annotation, biological process: protein phosphorylation. Gene Ontology annotation, molecular function: ATP binding; cyclin-dependent protein serine/threonine kinase activity.